AUGGCGCAAUCCACAGUCACUGUGCCUAGAGCUAGAGAUGAUCAAGUUCAUCUGCAAGGACGUCUGAAGCCUCCCUCACUGAAAGUCAAACUGAAAGCUACGCAAGGACUAUUCAAUACAAUUGUUGAAACAUCUGAAGGCAUGUUAAAUGGAGUAGGUAAAAAUGAAUUGACUAUAACAAGCCCAAGUUUGGAAAUCAUCAAUAGUAUACUCAAACAUGUCACAUAUACAAGCAUAAAGUACCAAAUUGAUGCUGCUGAUUUAGUAUAUUUUCAAUUUGAAGAACAUACUGCUGUUUUUCCAAUCAUCAUCAGACAGCCCCCAAUGCCAAGGCUAUUUGAUCCUGGACCAGACAACAGCAUCAACUCAUUGGUUACGAUUGUGACAAAGACAUUCUUAAGAUAUCAUAAGCUUCGGAUCUUAAUCAGUAGCAUACGGAACUUUUAUCCAGAAAUAACAAUAAUCAUUGCGGAUGACAGUGAAACUCCUGAGAAAAUUGAAGGACCUCACAUCGAACAAUACAUGAUGCCGUUUGCAAAAGGGUGGUUUGCUGGGAGAAACCUAGCAGCUUCUCAGGUCACAACGAAAUACCUUCUGUGGGUGGAUGAGGACUUUUUAUUCACGGAGGAAACAAAGCUAGAAAAGUUGGUUGAUGUGUUGGAAAAAACAAACUUGGAUGUGGUUGGAGCCUCUGUGAGUGGAAGUCGAUUUCAAUUCAAGCUGUGGUAUGAGAAAGGAAAUGAUGAUGGGGAUUGCUUGUUUUCCCAGUUUGGCAGUUUUCAUGCACUGGAUGGGUUUCCACAUUGUGUAGUUACCAGUCUUGUGGUGAACUUCUUUCUGGCCAGGACACAAAAGGUAUGGAGUGUUGGAUUUGACCCACGAUUGUCAAGGGUAGCUCACCCAGAAUUUUUCAUUGAUGGCCUCGGUAGUUUACUUGUGGGAUCAUGUACUGACGUCCGCAUUGGUCACCAGAAGAAAGUAAAACAAACACAGGAAUCACUGAAGAAUGUUGAAAGGAGAUAUGCAACUUUUAGACAUGCAAAUAAGCGUCAAUUCAAAUCUCGUCUUGCUUUGGUUCACUUCAAAAAUUGGCUUAAAUGUUACGCCCAAUACAAACACUGA
Messenger RNA from Rhincodon typus (whale shark), 1122 nucleotides. RefSeq names its product beta-1,4 N-acetylgalactosaminyltransferase 2-like. The transcript has 7 exons. Gene Ontology annotation, biological process: UDP-N-acetylglucosamine metabolic process; UDP-N-acetylgalactosamine metabolic process. The record is from RefSeq and is a predicted model, not a curated record. Lineage: Eukaryota; Metazoa; Chordata; Chondrichthyes; Orectolobiformes; Rhincodontidae. Bases 1 to 1122 code for a protein of 373 amino acids.